Messenger RNA from Oncorhynchus masou masou (cherry salmon), 3305 nucleotides. Its product is annotated as mothers against decapentaplegic homolog 5-like. Gene Ontology annotation, biological process: BMP signaling pathway; transforming growth factor beta receptor signaling pathway; anatomical structure morphogenesis. The record is from RefSeq and is a predicted model, not a curated record. The coding region runs from base 394 to 1794 and encodes 466 amino acids. Gene Ontology annotation, molecular function: RNA polymerase II cis-regulatory region sequence-specific DNA binding; DNA-binding transcription factor activity, RNA polymerase II-specific; I-SMAD binding. The transcript is spliced from 9 exons. Gene Ontology annotation, cellular component: heteromeric SMAD protein complex. NCBI's taxonomy places the organism in Eukaryota, Metazoa, Chordata, Actinopteri, Salmoniformes, Salmonidae.
UCCCAGUCUACUUGACGCUGGGACAGAUGAGUCGGGAGAGUUAGGCGAAGGCUUUGGAGGGGAAAAAAAGUCACACAAAAAAAAACAAAAAAAAACCCGGCUUUAAAUAGAGAAAAGUACUAAGGAAGCGACCAGCCUGCCUCAAUUCUUGAAAGGUUCCACACUAGACCUUUACCCAGGCUCUGGCCACUUUAUCAUAUGGUACGAACCUAACCAGAGGGAGAAGAGGAGGGAGAUAAUAGGUCCUUUUCCUAUUUAUGUCUGCCUAUUGACUAGCGACGUUUGCAAAUCCUCUGGGCUGUUGUGUCCCAGAGGCCCGAUCUCAGCUGAACUUGUUCCCCAAACUGCACUCCCCUCAGUGGGGUUGGUUGUGACCCAGCUCCAAGCAGCACCAUGACCUCUAUGUCCAGCCUGUUCUCCUUCACCAGUCCAGCUGUGAAGCGUCUGCUGGGGUGGAAGCAGGGGGACGAGGAGGAGAAAUGGGCUGAGAAGGCUGUUGACGCUCUGGUCAAGAAACUGAAGAAGAAGAAGGGAGCCAUGGAGGACCUGGAGAAAGCCCUCAGCAACCCAGGACAGCCCAGUAAGUGUGUGACCAUUCCUCGGUCUCUGGACGGUCGUCUCCAGGUGUCUCACAGGAAGGGUCUCCCCCACGUUAUCUACUGCAGAGUGUGGAGGUGGCCCGACCUACAGUCUCACCACGAGCUCAAACCUCUGGAGGUGUGUGACUAUCCCUUCGGCUCCAAGCAGAAGGAGGUCUGCAUUAACCCCUACCACUACAAGAGAGUAGAGAGCCCAGUGCUGCCUCCGGUGUUGGUGCCUCGCCACAGUGAGUUCAACCCCCAACACAGCCUCCUGGUCCAGUUCAGGAACAUGACUCACAACGAGCCCCACAUGCCUCUGAACGCCACCUUCCCAGAGUCCUUCCAGCAGCACAGCGGGGGCAGUAGCUCCUCCUUCCCAAUCUCCCCCAACUCCCCUUACCCUCCCUCCCCAGCCUCCAGCGGAGGGGUGGGCACCUACCCCAACUCUCCUGCCAGCUCCGGGCCCUCCAGCCCCUUCCAGCUUCCAGCUGAUACCCCACCCCCGGCUUACAUGCCCCCUGACGAGCAGAUGGGACAGGAGGGGUCCAUGGAGACCAGCAGCAGCGGGCCCAGGAACAUGCCUAGUGGGGAUGUGCAGCCAGUGGAGUACGAGGAACCGAGCCACUGGUGCAGUAUUGUGUACUAUGAGUUGAACAACAGAGUGGGUGAGGCCUACCAUGCUUCUUCUACCAGCGUCCUGGUGGACGGCUUCACCGACCCCUCCAACAACAAGAACCGCUUCUGCCUGGGGUUGCUCUCCAACGUCAACCGCAACUCAACCAUAGAGAACACACGCCGCCACAUCGGCAAAGGGGUCCACCUGUACUAUGUAGGAGGUGAGGUGUAUGCAGAGUGUCUGAGUGACACCAGUAUCUUCGUUCAGAGUCGUAACUGUAACUAUCACCAUGGUUUCCACCCCACCACGGUGUGUAAGAUCCCUAGUGGCUGCAGUCUGAAGAUCUUUAACAACCAGGAAUUUGCUCAGCUGCUGGCCCAGUCUGUGAAUCACGGCUUUGAGGCGGUCUACGAACUGACCAAGAUGUGCACCAUCCGAAUGAGCUUUGUAAAGGGCUGGGGAGCUGAGUAUCACCGACAAGAUGUCACCAGCACCCCCUGUUGGAUAGAAGUGCACCUUCACGGCCCUCUGCAGUGGUUGGAUAAAGUGCUGACACAGAUGGGCUCUCCUCUCAACCCCAUCUCUUCAGUGUCUUAAUGGGUACCCCCCCCCCCCCCAGACCAGACUCUCAACCCCAUCACUUCAGUGUCCUAAUGGGUACCCCCCCCCCCCCAGACCAGACUCUCAACCCCAUCUCUUCAGUGUCCUAAUGGUUACCCCCCCCCCCAGACCAGACUCUCAACCCCAUCUCUUCAGUGUCCUAAUGGUUACCCCCCCCCAGACCAGACUCUCAACCCCAUCUCUUCAGUGUCUUAUUGGUGCCCCUCCCCCAAGACCAGACUCUCAACCCCAUCUCUUCAGUAUCUUAUUGGUGCCCCCCCAGACCAGACUCUCAACCCCAUCUCUUCAGUGUCUUAUUGGUGCCCCUCCCCCAAGACCAGACUCAACCACAUCUCUUCAGUGUCCUAAUGGUUACCCCCCAGACCAGACUCUCAACCCCAUCUCUUCAGUGUCUUAUUGGUGCCCCCCAGACCAGACUCUCAACCCCAUCUCUUCAGUGUCCUAAUGGUUACCCCCCCAGACCAGACUCUCAACCCCAUCUCUUCAGUGUCUUAUUGGUGCCCCCCCAGACCAGACUCUCAACCCCAUCUCUUCAGUGUCUUAUUGGUGCCCCCCCAGACCAGACUCUCAACCCCAUCUCUUCAGUGUCUUAUUGGUGCCCCUCCCCCAAGACCAGACUCUCAACCCCAUCUCUUCAGUAUCUUAUUGGUGCCCCCCCCCAGACCAGACUCUCAACCCCAUCUCUUCAGUGUCCUAAUGGUUACCCCCCCAGACCAGACUCUCAACCCCAUCUCUUCAGUGUCUUAUUGGUGCCCCCCAGACCAGACUCUCAACCCCAUCUCUUCAGUGUCCUAAUGGUUACCCCCAAGACCAGACUCUCAACCCCAUCUCUUCAGUGUCUUAUUGGUUGCUCCCCAGAGACCAGACUCUCAACCCCCAUCUCUUCAGUGUCUUAUUGGUCCCCCCCCCCCCAGAGACCAGACCAGCCAGGCUGGGAGGUUCUUUUCCACAUUUUUAUUUUUAAUGUUUUAAUGAGUGAAAGGAGAUGAUAAAAGGCGGAACUGUUUACAGUAUCUGGCUGCAGAAGGGAUGUUGAACCCAGAGCAGCAGAAUUAAAAGAAAGAAAAUGGAGGCUACAAGCAGAAGAUUAAAGUAGAGUAGCGGCACAAAAUAAUGGACAAAGUACUGCUCUGAGUCAUCCACUACCAACCAUGUGCUUAUUCUAUUGAGAGUAGUAGGACUGGAAAGCAUGUACCUUACUUUAUAUUUUAAAUGUUUUUUUUAAAAGGAUUUUGCAUAAAAUGUUUGAAAUAUUUUCUUUCUGUAAUAAUGAAAUAAUAAUGAAAUGUAUAUCACUACUACAAAUUUACCACAGUCAAACUACUUACAUUUUUUUUUCUAAUGCCAGAUAUUUUACAUCUAAGGUAUAGAUAUCAUUAUGUUUACUAUUAAGACAGAUCUCAAUGUUUCCAGUUUAUAGUUUCUAUCACUAGAAAAACUUGAGUUACUGCCAUUUUAAAUAAAGUAUGUCUAACUGAUAACUAUGA